AUGGCCAGUGGCUACGCGUGUCAACAUUGUUCCCAAUUGCCUCCUCCACCUCCAAUGUUUGCUAUCGGUCCACCACCAAAUAUAUUAUCGAUAGAUACUCGUUGUUCAUCACGUUCAUUAUCACUAACAUCAAUUGAAACUAAAAAAGCUGUAUCAUCAUUAUCAUCAUUAUCAUCGGUAUCAAUCAUUUUGGGAAUUAUAAUCGCUUUGCUUAUCACAUUAACUACUAUUGUCUUGAUCAAAAAACGACGACAACGACAUAAAACAAAAUGUAAUAAUAGAAUGAUGAUUAAUUCUUCAUCAGUCAGAUACAAUAGACAUCAUCAGUAUAAUAACAAUAAUCAUCAUCAUCGUCAUCAAAAUUGGACAACAUGUGUUCCAUUAUUGAGUGAUAGUUGUAGUAGUGAUCAAACGUCUAGUACGCCUCCCAAUGAAUAUCCUUGUACAAAUGGUGUUAUUGAACCUCUUCUAAAUCGUGAUGUUACACAUCACGAUUAUGAACAAAUAAAAUGUGAUGAUUCAUCAUCGGGAUCAUUACAUUAUUACUGUCUUAUCUAUUGUCGUCAAUGUGCGAAUUAUCAUCCAACAUCAUCAUCUUCAUCGAGUUCAUCGUCAUCAUGUCCACGAUCGAAUCCUAUUCGACCAUGUCAUUUACCUAUAUCAACUAAUCCAACUUGUCAACAUCAAUGUGCAUGUUAUCAUCGAACAUAUUAUCAACGAAAUGAUAAUCGGUUUUUUGAACUUCAACCGAUGUUAAUGACAAGAAUAGAUAAUAAUAGUGAAGAUUCAAAUAAUCAUCUCAAAUUUAUUGAAGAAUCACCACCAAUUUAA
This is a messenger RNA of Adineta steineri, 831 nucleotides long. The record is from the annotation of a GenBank genome assembly. Lineage: Eukaryota; Metazoa; Rotifera; Eurotatoria; Adinetida; Adinetidae.